Messenger RNA from Caretta caretta (loggerhead turtle), 8339 nucleotides. RefSeq names its product crumbs cell polarity complex component 1 (gene CRB1). Gene Ontology annotation, molecular function: Notch binding; calcium ion binding. Lineage: Eukaryota; Metazoa; Chordata; Testudines; Cheloniidae. Gene Ontology annotation, biological process: Notch signaling pathway. The record is from RefSeq and is a predicted model, not a curated record.
AACUGCCUUUUGAAUCAAAGUCUGUAGGUUUGCAGUGAACAAGCUGACGAGAGUCACAGGCAGAGAUGGGAUGUAGCGGACUCUGUGUCUUGGCUAUCAUCCUGGUCUCAGAAGUGAGGAGAAAGCAGUAAAGAUCAGCACCAGCCCCUUGGCAACUAGGCAACUUAGAGGAGGAUGUCCUAUCAAGAUGAAUAUGGCUCAUUCAAGAAUUAACUCUCUACUCAUCUUCUACCUCAGUUUUUUGCUGCUCAUCCAUUUAAAAAAGUCACUUAGCAUAAGAAAUGAUUCCAGGUGCCUGUCAAACUCUUGCCAAAAGAACUCUACAUGUGAUGCUGCUGCUAAGGACGAUUCCUGCCGCUGUGCGGACACAGUUGAUAUUUUGGGGGAAGACUGCAAUAAAACUGAUGAUCCUUGCUCCUCAAACCCUUGUCUUCAAAAUGCUACCUGUUUAAGCACUGCAGGAAACCUCAGCUUUACUUGUGAAUGCCCCACUGGGUACAGUGGAACUACCUGUGAAACAGCCAUCAGCCUCUGUGACACAAACCCUUGUAGACAUGGAGGCACUUGUCAGAAUGGCUUGGCUGGCCCGACCUGUGUUUGUAGUGCAGGAUACACGGGCAUGCUGUGCGAGACUUACUUCAAUGUGUGCAUUUCAAAUCCAUGCCACAAUGGAGCAUUGUGCAGGGAAGGAAUUGACGGGUACUCCUGCUACUGUGUCCCAGGCUACCAAGGCAAGCACUGUGACCUGGAAGUGAAUGAAUGUGAUUCAGAUCCCUGCUUGAAUGGGGCUACGUGCCUGAACCAGAUAGGCAAGUAUGACUGCAUCUGCCCAGCUGAGUACAUGGGUAUAAACUGUGAGCUGGAAAUUGACGAGUGUUUGUCACAGCCUUGUCUAAAUGGUGCAACCUGUCAUGAUACUUUGGGUAGCUAUUUCUGUUCCUGUGCACUUGGAUUCCUAGGUGAACUCUGUGAAAUCAACAUUGAUGAGUGUGCCAGUCAGCCAUGCCUCAAUGGAGGGCAGUGUAUAGAUGAUAUCAAUAGGUAUAGCUGCAACUGUACCAGUAGUGGAUUUACGGGCCUGAACUGUGAAAUCUUAAUUUCCUUAUGCCAGUCACAACCAUGCCACAAUAAUGCUACCUGUGAGGACAGCGCUGAGAAUUAUACAUGCCACUGUUGGCCAGGGUAUGCAGGUUCCCAUUGUGAGAUUGAUGUAAAUGAAUGCAGCAGUAAUCCGUGCUUCUACGAGAGUGAAUGUGUGGAGCGGUCCUGGACAACCUGGUAUGGACGUAUUCUAGAACUGCCAGCAGAUUUCAGCUACAACAGAGCAUCAGGUUAUGUGUGUAAUUGUCGCCCAGGAUUCACAGGUAUUCACUGUGAAGAAGACAUUAAUGAAUGUUACAUGAACCCUUGCCAAAAUGGUGGCACUUGUGAGAAUUUUCCUGGAAAUUACACUUGUCAUUGCCCAUUUGGAGAGAAGGAGGGGAUUUCUUUUGGUGGCAGGAACUGUACUGAGGUCCUCCUUGGCUGCAAUGACCAUCAAUGCAAAAACAGUGGUUUAUGUAUCCCACAUCUAAAAAAUGGCCACCAUGGAUCCAGCUGCAUCUGCCCACCUGGGUAUACUGGAACACACUGUGAAACAAUAACCACCUUUUCUUUUGAGGGAAAUGGUUUCCUGUGGGUGAACAGUGACAUGACCGCUGUACAGGGAUCUUUCUAUAACAUAAACCUGAGGUUUCAGACUGUGCAACCUACAGCUUUUAUAUUUCACCGCGGGAAGAAAGAUACGUUUGUCACGUUGGAGUUACUGAACGGCUACUUACGCUUAUUCAUGCAAGUCAAUAACCAGCCACAGGUUCUUUUGCAUAUUUCACAUAAUGUCAGUGAUGGAGAAUGGCAUUCUGUGGAGGUAACCUUAGCAAGAGCUGUUACCCUUAAUCUACUUGACAGCUCUUGUAUAGAAUCAUGUGUCAAUAAAUCUACUGCUGCAAUAGAUAGUGAUCAACUGAUGCUUGCAUUUCAGAACAUAUUUUUGGGUGGUUUACGAGAGGGAAACAUGAGCAGUGACUCUCCACCUAACAUCUAUAAUAUGCAUUCGGCACCUUCAUUUGUAGGCUGUCUUCAGGACAUUGAAAUAGACUUGAACAUUAUUACCCCUGAGAACAUAUCAAGUGAAACAUCUUUAAAUGUCAAAUCAGGCUGUACGAAACAGGACAGGUGUGAAAACCACCCUUGUCAAAAUAGGGGACGCUGCAUCAACUUGUGGCUGAGUUAUCAAUGUGACUGCUACAGGCCCUACACAGGGCCAAACUGUUCAACAGAGUACAUGCCAGGCCGAUUUGGACGUGAGGACUCCUCGGGGUAUGCUGCUUUUUCUGUUGAUGCUGGUCAGAACGAAAACAUGACUAUAUCAAUGUUUGUCCGAACACGGAAGUCUUCUGGCUUGUUACUAGCUGUGAGGAACAGUACAUCUCUGUAUAUAAGGAUCUGGUUGGAAGAUGGGAAACUAGUCAUGUUAGCCUCAAAUUCCACCAAAUUGUUCGGCACAUGGACUGUGAGUGAUGGAAAUUUUUACUUAAUAUCAUUAAAAAUACAGCCAAAUAGGGCUGAAUUGUUCCAGUCAUCUCAACAGCUAGGCUACAUUUCUACUCCAAUACUAACAGUCCAAAGUAGGGAUAUUCUCUAUAUUGGAGGACUACCAGACAAACAAGAAACUGAUAUAAAUGGUGGGUAUUUUAAAGGCUGUAUCCAAGAUUUAAGACUGAAUAACCAACAACUGGAAUUUUUCCCCAUUACCACAUCACUGUAUUCUGUCAUCAACCGAACACUGAUCAACGUGACCCAGGGCUGUACUGGUGACAAUCUUUGCAAGUCCAACCCUUGCCACAAUGGCGGCAUUUGCUAUUCUAUCUGGGACGACUUCACUUGCACAUGCCCCCCAAACACAGCAGGGAAAGCAUGCGAGGAAGUUAAGUGGUGUGAGCUCAGCCCUUGUCCUCAUGAAGCACAGUGCCAGCUGGUACACCAAGGAUUUGAAUGUGUUGCCAAUGCAGUGUUUAGCGGCAGAAGCAGUGCAAUAUUUUACAGAACCAAUGGGAAGAUACGGAGAGACCUCACCAACAUUGUCUUUGGCUUUCGGACUAGGGAUGCUGAUGUGAUACUGCUGUAUGCUGAGAAGGAGCCAGAGUUCAUUACCAUUCGCAUUCAGAACACCAGGCUAGUGUUUCAGCUGCAAAGCGGCAACGGCUUUUACGUGCUGACCCUAGCUAGUUCACAGCCCGUGAAUGAUGGGAAAUGGCACCAAGUGAUUCUCUCGAUGACAGAACCCCUAUCCCAGUCGUCUAGAUGGCACAUUGAUAUAGAUGAUAAAAAAGACACUGCAACGAGUACAGUCGCCACAGGAAGCCUCAACUUCCUAAGAGAAGAAAUAGAUAUUUAUGUUGCCGACAAAGCUUUUGACAAUCUGGAUGGCCUAAGGGGAUGCAUGAGCACUAUAGAAAUCAGCGGCAUUUAUCUCUCGUACAUUGAAAAUUAUGGCGGUCACACAAAAAAACCUCAAGAAGAGCAAUUCCUCAAAAUAUCUGCAAAUUCUGUUGUUACUGGCUGUUUGCAAUUGGAUGCCUGCAGCUCUGAUCCCUGUAUGCACGAUGGGAUAUGUGAAGACUUAUAUAGUUACUAUCGUUGUACGUGUCCCAAGGGAUGGACUGGCAUGCACUGUGAAACCAGCAUUGAUGAAUGCUUUUCAAACCCCUGCAUUCAUGGAAACUGCUUGGAUAGAAUCGCAUCCUAUGAAUGCAGAUGUGACCCUGGUUAUACUGGGGUAAACUGUGAAGAGGACAUAGACAACUGCCGUGGUCACCUGUGUGCAAAUGGGGCAACUUGCAUAGAUGGAGUUAACACUUAUUCCUGCCUGUGUGCUGGUAACUUCACUGGAAAAUUUUGCAGGCACAUCAGGCUUCCUUUUUCCGUCUGUGGGAAUGAGAAGAGAAAUCUCACUUGUUACAAUUAUGGCAACUGUACUGAGCUCAAAGGCGAGUUGAGAUGUAUGUGCCUGCCAGGCUUUAGUGGAGAACGGUGUGAAACAGACAUUGAUGAGUGCAACUCUGAUCCAUGCAUGAAUGGAGGCCUCUGCCAGAACCUACUUAACAAAUACCAGUGCAUCUGUGAUGUAAACUAUGCUGGCGACAACUGUGAGGUAGAUUUGACAGCUGACUUGAUCUCGAACAUAUUCACCGCCAUUGGCUCAGUGACGUUAGCCUUAUUAUUGAUCCUCUUCUUGGCAAUUGUGAUUUCCGUCAUAGCUGCCAACAAACGGGCGACUCAAGGGACCUACAGCCCCAGCCGGCAGGAGAAAGAGGGAUCCCGUGUGGAGAUGUGGAACAUGGUGCAGCCGCCACCGAUGGAAAGACUGAUAUAGCAGAAAAGACUCCUCUGUGCUACACACUGGCAGGCAUCUGGCUGAAAGGAAAUAGAGUAAAUAUGAUGGAAAUGGUUGUUAAUUUUGUUUUUGAUACCAAGGAAUAUGUGAUGACUUUAGGGGCUGUUGAAAAUAUUUGGCAUUUAAUCCAAUAACCUUAAGGGUCUUCAGUAUUUGAGUGAACUUAUGCCAGCUUCUUGGACUUCUUGAACUUGGACCAGCUUCUCAAAGGACAAUUUUGCUUGCACUGGAAUUUUCAGCCUUGGUAAUCAGCAGUAUGCCUUACAGAGCGUAAUGGCUUCUGGGAUACAUGUAAGUGCCCGUCUCUCAGAUACACAGCUUCUGUUUUGCUUUUUCCUUUGACUGCCUAGUGAUCAUUGUUGCAGAAGACAAUGCAGAGAAAUAAAAUAAGCCUGUACAAUAAGUUCAUCAUAAUUAUGUCAUGAGAGGUAUUAGCAUUAGAACUGUGUCUCAGCAUAUCUAUUUUCAUUCUUUAAUCAGGGAUUAAAAGGAAGGUCUGGGGAAGCUCCGGGGAAGCUCCCCAUGAAGCGAAAUAAACCUUUCAAAAGUUAUUGGCUUGCUUCCCUUCAAUGCACUAAUUUCACCUGCUGUUUCACCACCCUUUUCUAAUGCCAGUAGCCUCCUGUGACAAACACAUGCCGUUCUUUAAGUGUAAGGGGACUGUUGCCCCCUUACUAACAUUCAGUGGGGUGUUUUAGUUGCUAGCUCCCAGUACUAAAAAGGAGAAGGGUCUCUGGGAAAUCAGGACCUUGAGACUGAUAGUCCCCAGGAACAAUGGGGAGAGGCCAAUGCUCCAGGUCAGCCUGAAUGACAGGGCGAACAGGAUAAUCAGGGAGUCAGGAGGCCAGGGAGGUCCCAUCCUCCGUGUGAGCUGGAUUUGCCUGGGUCAGACAGAGUGGGGCCGAGCUAAGGAGAAAGCAGGGGCCCAAGCUAAGCUGGGGAGCAGAGCGGUGCCAGAGCCAGAGGGGCCAGAAAAGCAGCCCAGGAAGCAGGUCAGUGCUGGAAGCAGAGUCACAGAAGCAGCCUGAAGAGAAGACCUGUCCUGGGAGCAGAGCUGUAGCAACCAGAGGCAGAGGGGCCAAAGAAGCAGCCCAGGGUGCUGGAGGCAGAGCAGCAGAGACAGAGGGAUGGAGCUGGGGCUGGAGCAGUCCAGAGCUGGGUGUGUUGAGCAGCUGAGGAGAGUGAGAGGGACUUUGGGCAGUGGGCCCAGCACAGGAAGACGCCUCAGCCAAGAGGCUCUGCAGGCCAGGCUUGGAUCAUAACCCCGCCAGGGCAGGGGCGACACUGGGAAGAAGGGUCCUACCACUUAGAGCCUGAGAGUGUGUGGCCACCACCAGAGCAAGUGUCCAACCCACAGCCAGGGCCUGAGAAGAAGGCUUGGGACUUACAAGGAACAGGCCGUGAACUGCCCUGACAUUCCAGAGACACUGUUUGUGAUGUUCCCUGCCACAGAGCAGGGUGAUGUGUUUUCCUUUAACCUUUUCCAUUUUUCCUUAUUCUUUUUAAAAUUAAUUGUUGAUUAAAUAACUUGUAUUUGCUUUAAAUUGUAUGUAAUGGUCAGUGGGUCAGGGAAAUGCCCAGUGCAGAGAGAGUACCCCGGAGUGGGGAUACCCUAGCCCCUGUCCUAGGUGACCACAGCAGGGUUGGGGGUCGAGCCCCCCAGGAAUCCUGGGCCCAGCCUUGUCAGGGUUAUGAGGACUCUGCCAGACAGGAGAGUGGAAGGGGAGUCCUCAAGGGCAGGGAGGCCACUGGGUAAAGGAAGUGGGAGUGAGGACUUAGAUCCUUUCGCUAGCCCACUUCACUGGGGUAGUGCAGAAGCCAGGAAAGUUCCCCACAAUAGCGGGACUAUUCUCCCGCUUACACAAGCAUCAGAAACGACACUCGAAACUGUUAAGGUGACACAGGUUAUUUAACCAGACCUCUUUCAAUGCAUGGAAUCUAAACAUCAUUUCAACCCUACAUUCCCCACUGUCUUGUUCUGACUACAUCACUACACUAACGUGCACUACUAGCCCUCAUGCAACCCAGGUCAUAAAUAUACAUUAAGUACAAAACAGACAAGCUUGCUCAAAAAUGUGUUGCCCAAGAUUGCUGGAAAAUAUCAGAAAAGGAGAAGAAUUGUCUUGUACCAAAAGCACCAGACUGGGAAUCAUGAGAUAUGGGUUCCCAGCUCUUCAACAGAUUUCACAUGUGACCUUGGGCAAGUCAUUCACCUUUCUGUGCCUCGGUUUCCCUCCAAUGAGGGAUGAUACUAUUUGCCUACCUCAUUUCCGUGAUAUGUGUCAAAACUUUUGUUGGAAGAGCUAGAGAAAUGUAGAAUAUAAUUGAUGGAGCAAAGGAAAGUUUGGAAAGUCUCCGAACAAUACAGACACAAAGGGGUAAUUUUUCAACAGGACUUCAGGCUCAACUACCCCAUUGGUGGGGGUAACUAGCACCUGCCAAAAUGCAUCCACAUUGUUUUGUGCUUAUAAGUUAAAUGUAGGUGCAGGUGUUGUAAGCACACAUCUGGCUAGCUGAUUUGCAUAUAUAGUCAGGUAGUUAAAGCGUAACUAAGCUUUAAGCUCCCACAAAUGCUCGCAGAAUGGAGGCGAGGCCAGGGAAAAUUUGCCCCCUUCCCCAAAUUACUUCUCCUGGAGUUCCAAGUGCAUAGCGUUUUUCAUAUCCCCUCAAUCCGUCCCCAGAUUUUGACAUGUAGAUAGCUCAAAUGGUUAUGCCAGUACUACAACUGAGAUCAGCUGGGAUCUACUACUAAGCAUCCCACUUUUUAAAUGGCUAAACCACAGUUCUCAAUGGGCUACUGAGGACCAAAUCUGACCAAAGCUUAUAUUCUUUAUGGACUAUCAGCUGAUCACAGAGAACAAUCAGGGGAGGAAGGGCGGAACAAGCUGCUGUCCAGCCCUAAAACACCUAGUGAAUUAGGAAACCAACAGAAACCAGCACAGAAGCUCCUUAGUUACAACUCCUACAGCUCCACUGAAGUCAAAUACCUUGUACUCAAUGGAAUUGCAGAGACUAUAAAGCUAGGGUAGAAUUUGCUGCACCCUGUAUUUUGAAUGAGUAAAUGUCAGUUAUCUUUUAAGCUGCUCCUGACUUCAAUGAACCCAAAUGGCAGCUACUAACAGAAAGCAAGAAACAAAAAAUAUUAUAGUAGAUACAGUGGAGCUUUAGCUGAGCCGUUGGCAGGGUUUGAUUUGUUUAUUAUUAUAUUCAGAUGACUGACACUGAGGCCCUCAGCACUAGCUUAUAACUUAGCUUAGCCAUUAUAGUAUGAGACUAGUCCUGAUGGUUCAGACGAAUAAGGAACACAAGGAGAUUUGGUAUGUAUAGAGCUAGGCAAAAUUUUUCAGAUAAAACUUAUUGCACCAAAAAAUUGAAGAUUUGGAUCAACCAACACAUGCAACACACCCACUGAGCCCCAAACACAAUCCCAUCCACCGUUUUGGCAUCAUCACCGCCCCAAGCUGCUCCUCACAUAUCUCUAGUGGAAAGAGGUGGGACCCAGUACCUAUUAAAGAGCACAUACCACUAUCCAGUAGUGUAGGAUAGGAAGAGAUAGUGAGGCCUGCAUUCCAGUGAAACUCCAUGGAGAUUUAAACUAGGCAGCAUCUAAUUAUCCCAUCUGGAACCUGGCCAGGAUACAAGGUUUAAUAGAAUUAUACAUUACGACAGUAUGUGCCUUCUGCAUUUUUUUAAAUGUAAAAUUAACUCAAUUCUCUCUGCAAAUAUAAUUUUAUAGCAUGGGUGGUACAUAAUGUUAUUAUUUCUAUGUGCAGCCUUAAAAUACAGAAAUGGCAAACAAAUAGGGACUGUGGCAAAUCAUGCACAAGAACUGCCCAUGUUUUUGUUUUGUUCUGUGGGACUAUGUGAUCAGACAUUUAAAAAUAAAAUUAACCCCAGGCCAGAA